UUAUUACAGUUUCAUAGAAGAUGGACUCCCAAAAGAUGAGCUACGAGGCUGGACAGGCCAAGGGCCAAGCUCAGGAAAAGACUAGCAACUUAAUGGAUAUGGCUACCAAUGCUGCCCAGUCUGCUAAAGAAACCAUGCAAGAGGCUGGUCAGCAGAUGAUGGCUUCAGCGCAAGGAGCUGCUGAUGCUGUGAAGAAUGCAACUGGCGUGAACAAAAAGUGA
This is a messenger RNA of Gastrolobium bilobum, 221 nucleotides long. Its product is annotated as stress-induced protein KIN2-like. The transcript has 3 exons. Lineage: Eukaryota; Viridiplantae; Streptophyta; Magnoliopsida; Fabales; Fabaceae. The coding region runs from base 21 to 221 and encodes 66 amino acids. The record is from RefSeq and is a predicted model, not a curated record.